UCUACAAAUGGAGUGUAAACAAAAAUGAGAGCUGUUUCUUUGUUUCAGAGAACUUCAUUUCUGCUGAGAAGAAGAACAAAAGAACCGUACGCUUUGCAGCCCUCCCGUUCUUUCUGCACAUACAAUGGCGACGAGUUUAACAGUUCUAACUCCACUUCUAGGGUCAAGAUUUUUGACCGCAAUCUCAAACGCCGACAAAGGGACCGAGCUGCUUGGUUAAUGCGUCCAAAUGAUUGUUUUGUGGAUGCUGUUGCUGAGAAUCUAUUGGACCGUUUGGAGGACUGUAAGAAAACAUUUCCUACAGCAUUAUGUUUAGGGGGUUCUCUGGAGGCUAUUAAGAGAUUGCUACAUGGUCGUGGUGGAAUUGAAAGGCUCAUUAUGAUGGAUGCCUCUUAUGACAUGUUGAAAUUGUGUAAAGAUUCUCAGCAGGAUGCAUCUAAUGAACGCAUUGAAACAUCCUUUGUGGUUGGUGAUGAAGAGUUUUUGCCUUUCAAAGAAAGUUCACUAGAUACGGUGAUCAGUUGCUUGGGUCUCCAUUGGACAAAUGAUCUUCCUGGAGCCAUGAUACAGUGUAAACUGGCGUUGAAGCCGGAUGGUCUAUUUUUAGCAGCUAUUCUUGGUGGAGAAACCUUAAAGGAGUUGAGAAUAGCUUGUACAGUUGCACAAAUGGAACGUGAAGGAGGCAUCAGUCCACGGGUAUCUCCUUUGGCACAGGUGCGUGAUGCUGGUAAUCUUUUGACCAGAGCAGGCUUUGCACUUCCUGGUGUUGACGUUGAAGAAUAUGUAGUUAAAUAUAAGAGCUCUUUGGAUCUGAUAGAGCAUUUGCGGUCAAUGGGUGAAACUAAUGCUCUUCUACAAAGAAACAAUAUCCUAAAAAGAGAGACUGCUCUGGCAACUGCUGCUAUAUAUGAUUCCAUGUUUGGAGCAGAAGAUGGCACCAUCCCUGCAACCUUCCAGGUGAUUUACAUGACGGGGUGGAGGGAGCAUCAUUCUCAACAGAAGGCCAAAAGGAGGGGUUCCGCCACUGUAUCAUUCCAGGACCUCCACAAAUACUUUGGCGGUGAAAAUUAGUCUCUCUUACAUUGUAGUAUAUACCUUAAUCAAAUCUCUCUUUUUUCGUUCCAAUUGAUGACAAAAAUCUUCGAAAUAAUGUCAGGCUUUCUGAAUAGCAAAUUGAGCUGUUUCCUUGCAAGUUGAUUGUAAUUUAAGAAGUUGAUUAUCCAUUAAUUGGAAAGUAGUAUAUUUGACUUUAGUUUUCAA
Messenger RNA from Mangifera indica (mango), 1260 nucleotides. RefSeq names its product putative methyltransferase At1g22800, mitochondrial. Gene Ontology annotation, molecular function: S-adenosylmethionine-dependent methyltransferase activity. NCBI's taxonomy places the organism in Eukaryota, Viridiplantae, Streptophyta, Magnoliopsida, Sapindales, Anacardiaceae. The record is from RefSeq and is a predicted model, not a curated record. The transcript is spliced from 11 exons. Gene Ontology annotation, cellular component: mitochondrion. Gene Ontology annotation, biological process: mitochondrial respiratory chain complex I assembly. Bases 25 to 1071 code for a protein of 348 amino acids.